UGCUGCAGUGUCGUCACUGCGGACGUGUAGAUCAGAUCCCUGUACAUGGGGGUGUGAAGCUGAUGAAUGGUAUAGCUGGGAUUCACAGCGUGUGUUUUAAGGGAUUGCUAGUUAAAUGGUCGCUGUGUGGUUUGGCUCAGGUGGUCGGCUGGUUGGUGUGGGGGUCCUGAGGGGUCGGCUGGUGCUCAGAUAUCUGCUGGAGCUCCGCGUGGAUCACUUGAACUUGAGCUCGCUUGGUUAGCUAGCGGUGAGGGCGCGCGAGCGGCUCCAGGCUCCGGGCUCCGGUUCAGGUCCCUCGUUAUGAUGCCUCGGGACAACAUGAGCUCCCUCGUCCAGAGACUCGCCCGGCAAGCCCUCGCCACCUUCCGCGGACACGCCGCCGCAGAGACCAAAGCGUUCCUGGAGAACCAGAGCAGGCUGCGGGGGCUCCUGGCCCAGGUGAAGGCGGCAGAUUUGAAGAUCGUGCCCCGGUACGCGGAGAGUUCGGUCACGUCUCACUCGCUGGGUCCCCCCGUCACCUACAUGCACAUCUGUGAGACGGACGACUUCAGCAUGGGGGUGUUUCUGCUCAAACACGGGACCUCCAUUCCCCUCCACGACCACCCAGGAAUGUACGGCAUGCUGAAAGUUCUCUACGGCAAGGUCAGGAUCAGUUGUUUUGACAGGUUGGACACGUCGCCUGAGAGCGCCAGCGGGGGGCAGCAGUUCAGCCCCCCACUCCUGCCCUUCCAGAAGAGCUCUCUGAAGGCCUCGCUGCUGCGCUCAGUCGGGGAGUACACGGAGGAGAGCCCCCCGUGUGUCUUAUCUCCACACAGAGAUAACAUUCACCAAAUCGAGGCCGUGGACGGACCCACAGCCUUCCUUGACAUUUUGGCCCCUCCGUAUGACCCGGAUGACGGCAGAGACUGUCACUACUACAAAGUGCUGCAGCCGGGCUCAGAGGGGGCAGAUAAAAGUGCAGAGGGGCAGGUGGAGCAGACACACGUGUGGCUCAUGGAGAUCCCACAGCCCAGUGAGUUCUGGUGUGGUGGGGAGCCCUACCCCGGGCCUAAAGUUUCCCUCUGAACUAUUUAUCAUCACCACACUAAUAAGCACUAGUAAAAGUGAUGCACUGAGUUGGUGUGAUAGUUUGAUUUGCAGUGCAUACAUCAUUUUAACAUAAAUUAACAAUAAUUAAAGUUCACCUACAUUUGGCAAUAAGUGUGUUGGUGUGAUUUAGUUAUGUGCUAAUUUAUGCAGAAAUGAUCUUCACAUUCAAAUUAAAUUUAAAGUCAAUUCAGUGCAUCAUUUUUUUUUAAUUCCCGGCGUAACUUGUUGGCCGAACUAAUCAACAGCCUCAACUGCAAGAAAUUAAAGACUGGAACAGUUUUCAGAAACACAAAAGUUCAGUUUCUCCCUUAUCUCAGCAGAGCGUGUGUUCCUGGCAAGAGGUUGGACUGUGGACUCUUGACUGAGAAGCAUCAGCUUUUUCAACUGUAAUGAAUGCUGCUGUCUAGUGCCAUUUCAGUUGUGAUUUGGCCUGUCUGGCUAUAAAGUCCCCUUUUUCCUGUUUUGUUUGUGUAUAAAUUCUGAUUAUUUCAAAGCAAA
Astyanax mexicanus (Mexican tetra) is the source of this 1587-nucleotide messenger RNA. It is a transcript of the gene adob, whose product is annotated as 2-aminoethanethiol (cysteamine) dioxygenase b. Gene Ontology annotation, cellular component: mitochondrion. Gene Ontology annotation, molecular function: oxidoreductase activity, acting on single donors with incorporation of molecular oxygen, incorporation of two atoms of oxygen. Bases 301 to 1065 code for a protein of 254 amino acids. Lineage: Eukaryota; Metazoa; Chordata; Actinopteri; Characiformes; Acestrorhamphidae. The record is from RefSeq and is a predicted model, not a curated record. The transcript has a single exon.